AUGUCUGUCUCUACGCAGCUCGGCCUGCUGCUGUGGAAGAACUUCACCUACAGACGACGACAGACGGUGCAGCUUCUGGUUGAAAUCUCUGGCGCUCUUGAUCUUCUUCACCUCAUCGCUGUGCGACUGAACUACCCGCCCUAUGAACAGCACGAGUGUCACUUUCCCAACAAGGCGAUGCCUUCGGCGGGAACGCUGCCAUGGCUUCAGGGGAUCCUCUGCAAUGCCAACAACCCGUGCUUCAGGAACCCGACGCCGGGCGAGUCUCCAGGCAUUGUCGGCAACUUCAACGACUCCAUAAUCUCUCGCCUCUUCUCGGACGCCAAGAAGAUCCUCCUGUACAGUCAGAACGACAAGAACCUGGACGGCUUCAAGGAGCUCGCUCAGGCUCUGCGGGUGCUGCAGGACAGCCGCACAGGUUUUAAGUUGAAGCACUUCCUGCGUGAUGACGAGACUCUGACCAGCUUCCUGCGGAUGAACGCAUCAUUUCCUGAGCACAGCGUGGAGCAGAUCAGAGAGGCCGACGUUCACCUGGACAAGGUGCUCCUGAAGGGUUUCGGCGUCCACCUGAGGGACAUGUGUCCCAGGAAGGGCGGCGAGCGUCCUCUGGAGGACUUUGUGACGAUCUCGGACAAACAGGUGUCGAUGCUGGUACAGGAAGUGAUCUGUCAGGCACCGCCCAUCUGGCUGAACCAUGCUGAGGAGCACUUCCUGAACAACCUGGACUUCCUCAAACCCAUCCAGAGGGACGUCACAUCCGACCCCGAGGCCAUCAGACAGGUUGCCAGGGCGACGAACAACCUCCUGGAAAAUCUGGGUUCUCUGGCAGUCGAGUUGGCUGGUAUGAAGAGCUGGGUCGACCUGAGGAAUGAGAUUAUCUUCCUGACACACAAUGCCACGUCGUCGCCCAGCACCAUGUACCAGGCGGUAUCCAGGAUCGUGUGUGGUCACCCUGAAGGUGGCGGCCUGCAGAUCAAGUCCCUGAACUGGUAUGAGGACAGCAACUAUAAGGCUCUGUUUGGGAACCACAACAGCAGUGAGGACGAGCCCUCAGCACUCUACGACAACUCGUCCACGCCGUACUGUAACAGUCUGGUGAAGAACAUGGACUCCAACCCGAUGUCCCGGAUGAUAUGGCAGGCCCUGAAGCCUCUGCUGAUGGGCAAGAUCCUGUACACCCCCCACACACCAGCCACGCAGAGGGUCAUCCACGAGGUGAACCGGACCUUCCAGGAGCUUGGUGUGUUCAGGGACCUCGGUGGAAUGUGGGAAGAGAUGAGACCCAAAGUUUGGAGCUUCAUGGAGAACAGCGAACAGAUGGACCUGAUCAGGACUCUGCUGAAGAACAACGUCACUGCAAGGUUCUUCCACGCUCAGCUGACCGACACCGAUUGGACUGUGGCUGACAUCUCCAACUUCCUGUCCAAGCAAGCAGAGGACCGCCGGCCGCCAGGCACCGCCCUCACCUGGAGAGACGUGUUCAACGAGACCGACCAGGCCAUCAUGAGCAUCUCACGCUUCAUGGAGUGUGUGAAUCUGGACAAACUGGAGCCGGUCUCCAGCGAGGAGCUCCUGGUCAACCAGUCCAUUGUGCUGUUGGAGGACAGGAAGUUCUGGGCGGGCAUCGUCUUCCCGGAUGUCGUCCCAAACGCCACUGAGCUGCCACCAAAACUGAACUACAAGAUUCGCAUGGACAUCGACAACGUGGAGCGGACCAAUAAGAUCAAAGACGCGUACUGGGAUCCAGGUCCUCGUGCCGACCCGUUUGAGGACAUGCGGUACAUCUGGGGCGGGUUCUCGUACCUGCAGGAUGUCAUCGAGCACGGUAUCAUCAGAGCCAUGACGGGCACUAAGGAGAAGACGGGCGUGUACAUCCAGCAGAUGCCGUACCCAUGCUACGUCGACGACAUCUUCCUGCGGGUGAUGAGCCGCUCCAUGCCGCUCUUCAUGACUCUGGCAUGGAUGUACUCGGUGGCGAUCAUCCUGAAGAGCGUAGUGUACGAGAAGGAGGCGAGGCUGAAGGAGACCAUGAGAAUCAUGGGACUGAACAAUGGCAUCCUGUGGUUCAGCUGGUUCAUCAGCAGCCUGAUCCCCCUGCUGAUCAGUGCCGGACUACUGGUGCUGCUGCUCAAGAAUGGAAACCUGCUGCCGUACAGCGACCCUGGAGUGGUCUUCCUCUUCCUUGGGUCGUUCGCUGUGGUGACCAUCAUGCAGUGUUUCCUGCUCAGCACAGCGUUUGCCCGUGCUAACUUGGCAGCCGCCUGUGGAGGAAUCAUCUACUUCACCCUCUACCUGCCCUACGUGCUGUGUGUUGCCUGGCAGGACUACAUUGGCUUCGGAGCCAAAGUGUUCGCUAGCCUACUGUCUCCGGUGGCAUUCGGGUUCGGCUGUGAAUACUUCGCCCUGUUUGAGGAGCAGGGCGUCGGGAUCCAGUGGAUGAACCUGGUGUCGAGUCCUCUGGAGGAGGACGACUUCAGCCUCCGCACCGCCAUCACAAUGAUGUACCUGGACUCCAUCCUGUACGCGGUCCUCACCUGGUACAUCGAGGCUGUGUUUCCAGGUCAGUACGGGAUCCCUCGGCCCUGGUUUUUCCCCUUCACCAAGUCCUACUGGUUUGGAGAGAAAGACGGACAAUCCAAAGUCCCUCUGAACCGGAAAGGAAACGCAGAAGCUGUGUGUAUCGAGGAAGAGCCGGCUCACCUGGAGCCCGGUGUCUACAUUGAAAACCUUGUGAAGGUUUAUCGUCAUGGAAAGAAGCUGGCGGUGGACGGACUGACACUUGGCUUCUAUGAGGGACAGAUCACCUCCUUCCUGGGACACAACGGGGCCGGAAAAACCACUACUAUGUCCAUCCUUACCGGCCUCUUCCCUCCGACCUCGGGAACUGCCUACAUCCUGGGCAGAGACAUCCGGACCGAGCUUAGCGCCAUCAGACAGAGUCUGGGAGUCUGUCCACAACACAACGUUCUCUUCAGCAUGCUAACGGUGGAAGAGCACAUCUGGUUCUACGGCCGACUCAAAGGCCUGUCGGAGCAGCAGGUGAAAGGUGAGAUUGAGCACAUCCUUCAGGACACUGGGCUGCCGCACAAACGCACCUCCAGGACCAGCGCACUGUCCGGUGGCAUGCAGAGGAAACUGUCUGUAGCUCUGGCCUUCGUCGGGGGGUCGAAAGUUGUGAUCCUGGAUGAGCCCACAGCCGGUGUCGACCCCUAUGCCCGCAGAGGGAUCUGGGAUCUGCUGCUAAAGUACCGACAGGGCCGGACCAUCAUCCUGUCCACGCACCACAUGGAUGAGGCUGACAUCCUGGGCGACCGGAUCGCCAUCAUCUCCCACGGGAAGCUGUGCUGCGUGGGCUCGUCCCUGUACCUGAAAAACCAGCUGGGGACGGGCUAUUACCUGACCUUGGUGAAGAAAGACCCAGAGCCGUCACUGAGCUCCUGCAGGAACUCGUCCAGCACCGUGUCCUUCACCAAGAAGGAGGGGGAAUGCACCUCGGUUAGCAGCAGUGAUGCCGGACUCGGCAGCGAACAUGAAAGUGAGGCCGCUACAAUCGAGAAUGGCCCUGCGGCGUCCAUCUGUGACGUUCCCUUUGUCCCCCCUGAUGUGUCAUUGGUCUCGAGUCUGAUCCUGUGUCACGUCCCCGCCGCCCGCCUGGUGGAGGACCUCGGACACGAGCUGACCUAUGUGCUGCCGUAUAGUGCUGCCAAGGACGGAGCCUUUGUGGAGCUCUUCAAAGACCUGGACCUGAAGCUGCCCGACCUCGGCAUCUCAAGCUACGGUGUGUCGGACACGACGCUGGAGGAGAUUUUCCUGAAGGUAGCCGAAGAUAACGGAGUCGAUACUGAAGUGCCCUCAGAUGGUACACUUCCUGUGCGGAGGCGGAGGAGGACUCACGCCUUCGGUGGAGGAGACCAUCAGAGCUGCCUGAAACCGCUAACGGAGGACGACAACGAUGACUGCAACGAGUCAGAUGGAGACGCAGAGACAGAUUGGCAGAACUGCUCCGAUGGCAAAGGUUCGUCUCAGGUGAGCGGGUGGAGUCUGAAGCGGCAGCAGUUCGUGGCUCUGUUGUGGAAACGCUUCCUGUAUGCUCGGCGCUCCAGGAAGGGAUUCUUUGCUCAGAUCAUCCUUCCUGCCGUCUUCGUCUGCAUCGCUCUUGUCUUUAGUCUCAUCGUCCCCCCGUUUGGAAAAUACCCAAGUCUGGAGCUGCAGCCCUGGAUGUACGAAGACCAGGUCACCUUCAUCAGUGACGACGCUCCGUCAGACGCCAACAUGCAGAAGUUACUGAGUGCUCUGAUGGAUGCUCCGGGCUUUGGGACUCGCUGCAUGGACGGACAUCCGAUCCCGGAGGUGCCCUGUACGAUGGGUGAUGAGGACUGGCUGACCCUGGACAUCCCUGAAAGCGUCCAGCAGCUCUUUAGCUCCUCCAACUGGACCAUGGAGAACCCGUCUCCGGCCUGUUUCUGCAGCUGUGACGGGAAGAAGAAGAUGCUGCCGGACUGUCCCGCCGGAGCUGGAGGACUGCCUCCACCAGAGAUGAAGAUGAGCGCCACUGACACUCUGCAGAACCUGACAGGAAGAAACAUCUCAGACUACCUGGUGAAAACCUACGCCCAGAUCAUCGGCAAGAGUCUGAAGAACAAAGUCUGGGUGAAUGAGUUCAGGUACGGAGGCUUCUCAUUGGGUGCCAGGAGCACUCAGGUCCUCCCACCAGCCAAUGAGAUUGACGACGCCAUCGAACGAGUCAGAAAGAUCUUUGAGCUGCAGAAGGGAGCGGCUGCAGAUCGAUUCCUUGACAGUCUGUCUGGUUUCAUCAACGGUUUGGACACAAAGAACAACGUCAAGAUCUGGUUCAACAAUAAAGGCUGGCACAGUAUUGGAGCGUUCAUUAACGUCAUGAAUAACGGCAUCCUGAGAGCGAAUCUGCCUGAAGGACGAGACCCCAACAAGUACGGGAUCAGCGCCUUCAACCACCCCCUGAACCUGACCAAGGAGCAGCUGUCCCAGGUCGCCCUGGUAACGACUUCUGUGGAUGUCCUGGUGUCCAUCUGUGUGAUAUUCGCCAUGUCCUUCGUCCCAGCGAGCUUCGUGGUCUUCCUGAUCCAGGAGCGAGUCAGUAAGGCCAAACACAUGCAGUUCAUCAGCGGAGUGCAGCCGCUGCUCUACUGGGUCGCCAACUUCAUCUGGGACAUGUGUAACUACAUUGUUCCGGCGACGCUCGUCAUCGUCAUCUUUAUAUGUUUCCAACAAAAAGCCUACGUGUCAUCGACCAACCUGCCGGUGCUCGCCCUGCUGCUGCUGCUCUACGGGUGGUCCAUCACUCCUCUCAUGUACCCCGCCUCGUUCUUCUUUAAGAUCCCGAGCACGGCGUACGUCGUCCUCACCAGCGUCAACAUCCUGAUCGGCAUCAACGGCAGCAUCUCCACCUUUGUCAUGGAACUGUUCGGGAACAACGAAAUCGGAGGGAUUAACGACGUGCUGAAGAAUGUCCUCCUCAUCUUCCCUCACUUCUGUCUCGGCCGAGGGCUCAUCGACAUGGUGAAGAACCAGGCGAUGGCCGACGCCCUCGAGAGAUUCGGUGAGAACAGGUUCCGGUCUCCUCUGGAGUGGGACAUGGUUGGAAAGAACCUGUUUGCAAUGGCCGUGGAGGGAGUGGUCUUCUUUAUCAUCACCGUCCUGAUCCAGUACAGGUUCUGCAUCAAACCCAGGCCGGUCAGUAAACUCACUAAGCUCGGUCCUCUGGGUGACGAGGACGAGGAUGUGGCCCGAGAGAGACAGAGGAUCGUCCACAGCCUCGGACACGGAGACAUCCUGGAGCUUCGCCAGCUCACAAAGGUGUAUAAGAGGAAGCAGAAGCCGGCGGUGGAUCGACUGUGUGUCGGGAUUCCACCUGGAGAGUGUUUCGGCCUGCUCGGCGUGAACGGAGCGGGAAAGACGACGACCUUUAAGAUGCUGACAGGUGACACGCUGGUGACGAGUGGGGAGGCCUUCCUGGCCGGGAAGAGCAUCCUGAGGGAGAUCGAUCAGGUCCAUCAGAACAUGGGUUACUGUCCUCAGUUUGACUCCAUCAAUGAGCUGCUGACAGGUCGGGAACACCUGGAGCUGUACGCCGUGCUGCGAGGCAUCCCCGAGAAGGAAGUCUGCGACGUGGCGGAGUGGGGCAUCAGGAAGUUGGGUUUGGUGAAAUACGCUGACAAAGCAGCAGGAAGUUACAGCGGAGGAAACAUGAGGAAGCUGUCGACAGCGAUGGCUCUGAUUGGUGCUCCACCUGUCGUCUUCCUGGACGAGCCGACCACAGGAAUGGACCCCAAAGCACGCCGAGCACUCUGGAACUGCAUCCUCAGCGUCAUCAAGGAGGGACGCUCCGUCGUCCUCACCUCACACAGCAUGGAGGAGUGUGAGGCUCUGUGCACUCGGAUGGCGAUCAUGGUGAACGGCAGGUUCAGGUGUCUCGGCAGCGUCCAACACCUGAAGAGCAGGUUUGGUGACGGGUACACGAUCAUCCUGCGGGUGGCGGGUCCCAACCCGGACCUGCUGCCCGUCAUGAAGUUCAUCGAGAGCGAGCUGAGCGGCAGCACACUGAAGGAGAAACACCGUAACAUGCUGCAGUACCAGCUGCCGUCAUCGCUCACCUCCCUCACACACAUCUUCUCCAUCCUCGCCAAGAACAAGGAGACGCUCCGCAUCGAGGACUACUCCGUCACCCAGACCACCCUGGACCAGGUGUUCGUGAACUUUGCGAAGGACCAGAGUGACGACUAUCACUCCAAAGAUAACUCAGUGCGGCGGAAGGACAUCGUCGUCAUUGAUGUUCCCGCACUGAGCUCGAGCCAUGGUGGCGCCGAGGGCGAGGACGCGAUGGGGGAGAGCGUCCUGUGAUGACAUUCAGGAGGCUGGACCCUUCAGCCUGGACUCGACCUGCAGCCGGGGGAGGCGUCCUCGCCUCACCUGCUGUGAUGUCAUACUGAUUUGAAUACGGUGGGCGGAGCCAACCACUGCCUCAUUGCCAAGUCAAUGCAAGUGAUUUCCUGUGGAGGCGACAAGCUGGCCGCGAGUGGACUGAGCGUUAAAACUUGAAUUGUUGCCUCGUCGUUCUGUGAUUGAAGCCUCGAUGAAGAAUCCAAAUCAUUUCACACGGCCAAGGGCUCGACUGCAAACAUCGAUUCUUUUAAAAUGUUUGAUUCCGUUUUUAUCCUCAGUUUUAUUUAUAAGUGUAGCUGAAACAGAGAGAGUGAUUUGUUGUCUUAUUUUGGCGGAGUCAAAGUGGCAUUACUAUUUCCUGUAGUGUUUAACAGCCAAUCAGAGUGCUCGAUGCUGCACAGAGAAGAGUUGAUUGAUUUUCUAGUUUUUUUUAAGAAAAGCAGAUUUGUUGUGUAUGGUGUGAAACAGUGAAAUACCUCAUCAGCUCCUCAAAGCACACUACAGUAUUGAACAGUCCUCUGAACAGCUGAUCAUCAGCUGAUCAUUCAAUCUCCACAUUCCAAUCAGUCAGCACUUUGUGUCCACACGUUUGACUUUGCACUGAAUCCUGAUGAAACUGUUUAUUUAAUGUGACAGAAGAGGAUGAUGGAAAAAGAGCUGUUACCUGACCUGAACACCAAAACAAUAAAAUGAAACAAAUCGA
Molecule: messenger RNA, 7624 nt
Organism: Larimichthys crocea (large yellow croaker)
Lineage: Eukaryota; Metazoa; Chordata; Actinopteri; Sciaenidae
Product: ATP-binding cassette sub-family A member 1
Exons: 48
Coding region: 1-6879 (2292 amino acids)
Biological process (GO): lipid transport; transmembrane transport
Cellular component (GO): intracellular membrane-bounded organelle; membrane
Molecular function (GO): ATP hydrolysis activity; ABC-type transporter activity; lipid carrier activity
Source: RefSeq, a predicted model, not a curated record